AUGGCGAGGCUGGUGGCUCUGCUCCUGACGCUGGCUGCGUCUGUGGUGGCGAUGCAGAUGCCCGAAGGAAGAGUGGCAGCCAACAGCAGCUACGUGCGUGAGGGCGUGCGGCCGGUGAUCGGCGCUGCUCCGUACCGCGGCCAGUUCCCGCACACGGUGGGCAUCGUGGCCGACGGAACCACCACGUGCAGCGGCGCCCUGCUCUCCAGCAGAUGGGUGCUCACCGCCGCCGUCUGCUGCUACGGGUACACAUACUGGGAUGUGUGGAUCGGCGUGCAAGACAUGGACACACUGGAGGACGAGCGGGUCACCAUCACUAGCAAUAUAUGCAACAUCCACCCAGGCUUCGACGCCAGCACCGUCAACAACUGGCCAAAAUACAACAUGGCCAUCGUGGAUCUCGACUGCUACGUCACAGGCGCCUCCAAUUACAUUAGACCUGCCAUACUACCAACGUUUGCAGACGCUGGCAAUUACUACGCCAAUCAAGUUGGCUAUUUCACCGGAUGGGGGGCGGCCGGAGGGGGAUUUUCUCGGCAGCUGCUGUACUCGGAGAUGACAAGCAUUGGAAAUUGUGGAGCUAUUAGCUUCUUCAUGUGCGGGACAACCGCAACUGGAGAGGUGAUCGGGAACGGUGAUUACGGAGGCGCGCUGGUGCAGCAGAGUGACAGUGGAUACACGCUCAUCGGUAUCGCCGGCUUCUCGGUGCCCACCAGCUCGUGGACCGUCUUCACCCUGGUCUCGCCCUACCUCACGUGGAUAGAGGUGGUUACGUCCAUCAUGGUAUCCUGA
Molecule: messenger RNA, 792 nt
Organism: Schistocerca serialis cubense
Lineage: Eukaryota; Metazoa; Arthropoda; Insecta; Orthoptera; Acrididae
Product: chymotrypsin-like
Exons: 7
Coding region: 1-792 (263 amino acids)
Biological process (GO): proteolysis
Molecular function (GO): serine-type endopeptidase activity
Source: RefSeq, a predicted model, not a curated record